Molecule: messenger RNA, 216 nt
Organism: Perkinsus marinus ATCC 50983
Lineage: Eukaryota; Perkinsozoa; Perkinsida; Perkinsidae
Product: stress associated endoplasmic reticulum protein, putative
Exons: 3
Coding region: 1-216 (71 amino acids)
Biological process (GO): endoplasmic reticulum unfolded protein response
Cellular component (GO): endoplasmic reticulum
Source: RefSeq, a predicted model, not a curated record
AUGGUAGCAUGCUCAGUCGAGCCCGCUCCUCGUAAAACAGCCCUCAAGUCUGAGCAGUUCGAGCAGAACAUCACGAAGCGGGGCAGAGCUUCUCAGGGAAAGAAGAAGGAGAAGUAUCCAGUGGGGCCUUGGGUUCUGGGUCUGUUCCUAUUCGUGGUCGUCGGGUCUGCGGUGUUGCAAAUUAUAGCAUCGGCUCAACGCGGCGGGUUCUUCUAA